Spinacia oleracea (spinach) is the source of this 861-nucleotide messenger RNA. RefSeq lists its product as uncharacterized. The transcript has 2 exons. The coding region runs from base 1 to 861 and encodes 286 amino acids. NCBI's taxonomy places the organism in Eukaryota, Viridiplantae, Streptophyta, Magnoliopsida, Caryophyllales, Amaranthaceae. The record is from RefSeq and is a predicted model, not a curated record.
AUGGCCCAAACACCUUUACCACCAAAUCAAGAUCCUUCUAGUCCAUUUUACUUGCAUCCUACAAAUAACACUGCUAGUCAGUUAGUUUCAGUGAAGUUUGGAGGAGAUGGAUAUGGACAUUUGAAAAGAAGCAUGAUGAUCUCCAUGUCGUCUAAGAACAAGUUAGACUUUGUGAAUGGAACAUUGCCAAAACCAAAUGCUACACAUGCUACAUACCAGGCAUGGCUGAGAUGUAAUGAUAUGAUGAUAUCAUGGAUAUUGUUUAAUCUGUCACCAAACGUAGCUAAAAGUGUGUUGUAUUUCGGUACAGCUAAGGAAAUAUGGGAAGACUUAGAGGACAUGUUCGGUUUUGUACCUAGACCACAAUUGUACUCCUUGGAACAACAGGCUACAAAUAUCACCCAAGAAUGUUGGCUUAAGAAGAGAGACAAAGAGAAAACUGUGAACCUAUGGCAUACAAUGAGAGCCAUGCUUUUGCAGCAGACAGGAGAAGAUUCAAUGAUUAUCAGAACAGACGAACUUACAACACUUACAUACCACAGUAUAGUAAGAACAACAACUCACAGUUUGGUAGCUAGUAUGCCUGGAGGAACUAGAACUGGUCACAAGAAACCUUCUAGUUAUUUUUGUGAUCAUUGUAAGGUUAAUGGCCAUAGCACAGAAAGGUGUUUUGGACUACAUGGAUUCCCACCAGGUUUUACAGGUUUCAAAACUGACAAGAGAGCUGCAGCAGCCACCUAUUCUGAUGAAAGCUUUGAUGAUGACAUGGUUGAAUAUCAGAAUCAGUUUUAUCCUAAUGACAGAGAACCAAGUCAAACACAACCACAACCUGGUUUUUUUACUGCAGACCAAUGCUCAUAG